UAUCGUCGUGCAUGUACUGUACGUAUGGUGCAAACUACGCACGGAUACGCAUAAUGUAACAUCACAAAGUAGCUUCACGCAUCGGGUGCUAUUUUGAACCCACUGCAUAUUAUGAUUCAGAAUCCUUUACAUGGGUAUGCGCGUGUGUUUGUUUAUUAUUUUCAAAACCACAUAAUGAAUGACAGGUAAUUCGAGCAGGAUAUUGUGUAUCAGGGCCGCCAAAGAUGAGCACGGUUUCGAGUGUUGCCAGCACGAUAGCGUCUACCACCGAUAAUUCUCCAUUCAACACAACCUGCCCGGUAUAUGUCGUCCACAAACAUGUGAUGCCAAACGACUGGGACGAUCCAAUCUGGAUCCUAACUAGUGCCUUUGUGAUAUUUACAAUGCAAUCCGGGUUUGGUUUGCUGGAAAGCGGUACAGCUACAUCCAAGAAUGAAGUCAACAUUAUGGUUAAGAAUGCCGUUGAUGUUAUAUUUGGAGGUAUCACCUACUGGAUGGUGGGGUACGCUUUUAGCUUCGGUGAUCAGGAACACGAAAACAAAAAUGCCUUCUCAGGAUAUGGCAACUUCUUUCUGGACGUGGAGGCUGACGACACUGGUAUUGGACAGCGUUACUCUCAUUUCAUCUUCCAAUUGGCCUUUGCAACGACGGCCACCACCAUCGUGUCCGGAGCCAUGGUGGAGCGCACGCGCCUGGAGGCUUACAUCAUCUUUUCUCUGCUCAACACUCUCAUCUCUAGCUUCCCUUCCCACUGGGUGUGGGCCAAAGACGGGUUUUUGUUCAAGAUGGGCGUGGUGGACGUUGCUGGGGGCGGACCAGUCCAUAUUGCUGGCGGGGUGACGGGUCUUGUAGCGACCCUGAUGCUUAAACCACGUCACAGAAGGUACAAGACCUCGGAUCCGCCUCCCAUGGGUUCGCCUACUAACGCCAUAUUGGGCAUGUUUAUGCUAUGGUGGGGCUGGUUGGGAUUUAAUUGUGGAAGUACACAAGGAAUAACCAAGGAUAAGUGGGCGUUGGCUGCAAGAUCUGCGGUUGCGACAAUAUGCUCUUCAAUGGCUGGAGGAAUCGGGGGUAUAACCUUGAGUUACUUGACGAAACGAAGAAAGUUCGAUAUUGGGUACUUGAUUGACGGAGUGUUGGGCGCGUUAGUAUCAAUCACAGCUAUGUGCACACUGUGCCCUCCCAAGUUCUCCUUGGUCAUUGGUCUGAUAGGAGGAUGUAUUGCCUGUGGGGGCGUGGAGCUGCUCAACAAACUGAAGAUUGACGAUCCAGUGGGCGUGGUCCCCGUCCACUUCUUCUGCGGUGCAUGGAGUCUCGUCGCCGCAGGACUCUUCGUGAAACACGACAGCAUUGAGGAGACCAACAACGGGACAAUCCAACAUGACGGACUCUUCAUGGGUGGAGGACCGGCCUUGUUGGGUAUUCAGCUUUUGACCGUCGUUUGCAUCACAGCUUGGUGUGGUAUCAUCGCCUGUAUUAUACUAAAGAUCAUAUCCCUUACAAUCGGCCUGAGGUUUCCCUUUCAUGAGGAGCUUCUGGGUGCUGACAUGGUAGAGCACUCCAUCGGUCCGCGCAAAUACGAUAAGAUCAAGAAACGUUUGACAGAUUCGGCCAGAUACAGGCGCUUCGAGCAGCCCCGUCGGCGGAUUCACUCGUCCAUGCGGCAGGCUGAAGAUUUCCUGAGCAUGCGCGACACCAGCGUGGAGACUAGUUACGAUGACGUCAUCAGACGCUUUCAGGACCGGGAAUGUGACGACCGGAACCGGUCUGGUGCGCGAAAGUUGCGCUUUAACCCCGCCAGGGGGGACGCUGUGUUCACCAUCAGUAAUGGGAAUUCUCAUGCAACAGUCAUCGAGGAGGAACAUCCGAACGGUGACGUCACUGCUCCAGAUGGGGUGGACGCAGGACCGACUAACAAGGAUGAAAACGAUAAUAGCGUCUCAAACAAAAAGCGACGAAUCAGUACCCAGUUGAUACGAGGCGCCUUUAGACGCAGGAAAAAGGUGCUGCCAAAAUGGCAGCGAAAACUUGGCAUCGAGAACGUAGCCUACAUAGACAAUGAACGAGCUAUGAAGAUGAAAACGAGGAAAGCGCGGGACGUUCAGUUUGCGGCCGAGACAAGUCAUGAGAUUGGCGAGGAAGUUGCAGAAAACGGUUCUGUGGUCAUUACGUCACGUGACGACUUGCGCAGUAGUCCAUGUAGUGUUAGUGUUCAGGCAGGCCCAUCAUCAACUCGCAUUGUUAUGGUCGAUCAGAGCACCCAGACACACCCAGUUGCCGAUAUGUGCUCAACGUUCGUUCAAACAAGUGCAGAGGACAUUUUCCUGCGCAGUAUCGGUAUCGAUGCUGACUGCAGCUCCAUAGAGAUGGAAGUUAGCUUCGAUAUGGAUGACAAGAUAGAUACUGAUGCUACGCAACACCCAAGGCAGAAGAGUUUUGCUAUCGAAGAGAGUGGACAUGGAAUGAAAGAUGCUUUUAUAAGUCGAAAAGCCAAUUCACGAAUUGAAUAUUUAGUUUGAGGAAAGAACACUGCCGGAACUGUACCUCCAAACGACAGCUGCGUAAUUUUUUUCUAAUGCAAUGUUUGCUUUCUUAACACGUUAUAACAGUUGCAAGCAGUUAUAUUAACUAACUGCAAAGCAUAAUGUCUACUUGGUAAAUGAUUGUAGAGGGCGUUGUAGGCUAUGAAGAUGUUGGCUGGUAAGCAGUCGAUUAGGCACGACGAAUCGCGCGCAUACCAAGAUGUCAAAAUGAGCACCUGCACUUCAAGCAGUUAUAGGCCUACUGCGCUAAAUUAUCCGUAGAUCGUUUCAUUCGAUCCAUUUAUAUUCUCAUGAUACAGAUGCGACCACACUAUUCUCUCGACCUUGAGAAGGGGCGGUGUUUUAAGAAGUAGUGCAGACCCUAAUCACAAGGGAGGCAUGUUUGAUCAUGUUCCCUGAAUCUCGUUCAAUAUAAUCUGUCAAAUGUAGUGGUGCCGGACUAUGUUGGGUUCCAUGCGCCACUGCCAUUUUCAAAUUCUGCUUAGAACGUAUAGAUAUCACAAAUUUAUAUAGUUCAUGUAAUUAAUCUGUAAUGAAAGUUUUCGUUGGUUUCAUUUUGUUCUUGGGUUCCCAAAAAGAGUUAACCUCGCUUUCAAUUAAAUAUGGCCGACUUGCAAAUGAGGUCAAUUACUUUUACGUCUUAACAAGAAAAAUACUAAAGUUUCCCAGUGCUUACAAAAAUUAUCCCCACUUCCUUUGUAUAUUUUCAGCGUAACAAAAUAAGUUAUGACGCUUCGCUUUGGGCCUGUGGGCAUCUGAAACCCCUUUUCUUGAUAGUACGGUUUUCGCAAAUAUUUCCCCCACCGUGCAUGUAUCUACCAAUGGAUAAGACGUCCUUUUCUUUUUAAAUUAUAUUGAUAAGACCAAAUGCCUUAAAAUUAGCAAACCUGCAACUAUACUUAUAGUUGGAGAACGCUUUUACACAUUAUUUUGGUUUAAUUUUCAUCAGUGAAGCAAAAUGUAUUUUUACAGGUGACUGGAAAGUACAACUUUCCAACAUCAUGCUAAAAGCCUAUUAUUGUCAUUUUUAAAGGUUUAUUGGCUUUGAACCAUUAUUUAAAGAAUUGUGCUGUAAUUCAUUUCAGCCAUAACCCCUCACCGUAAAGAGACUACGAUGGAUGUCUCAAGGCACCAUGUAGAGUUGACUUUAGUGAAAAAUCUUCUACCCCAAAAAAGAAAUAGCGUCACCAGUGACACGUAUGAAAGGAAGGUAAUCCCAAAAUAAUAGUGAGCCUGAAGCUAAACCUUCAUCCUGUUACUUAACUGAUGUGUAAUUUCGCCCAUUAUCUGUUCAGUUAAGAUUCGGUUAAAAUCUAUGACAUUAAUUAAUUGGAAAUUAUAAUAUUCUUUGCUGAAAUGGAUCUUUCUAGGACAACUAACACUUCCUUUUAAUAUCAGCGCAUAUUUUUGUGUUUUAGUCGUGAAAGAACACACAAAAGCAAGACCUCGAUGUCCUAUCUAAAGUGACAGGAUGUCAGCCAGCAUCUAAGUGGAAAUAGAUACAUAUUUCCAAUUCAGCAUGACCCAUCUUGGAGUUUCUGACUAAUCAUUUCCAAUAGAUACGCGAUAAAAUCUUCUUCGGCACAACAAAUUUUCCUCUGCAAGUAACACUAAACUGUCUUGUAAUCAUAUCGUUCGAUAAACAAGCUAAAUUAAUUUUUAAAAGGUGGUGUAGGGCCUGUAUAGAGUUUAUUAGAUCUCACUCUACUCAGUAAUAUGUGCAUUGUUCCAAAAGUAAUUAAAUUUGAAAUAUUAUCCUUAACAGAUUCGGGGAAUUUAUUCGUUACCAAAUUGAUUAGCUCGAGGUAAAAGUAGCGGGAACUUUCUUAAAAUGAACUCCAUAUUUUAAAUUUGUAAUAAAACCUACAGAAAUUUUGGUUUACCAUUCCUUGAAAUUUGUAACUGGGUAACGGUAUUACUUUUGAUGGACUUAAGAAAAAAUCUUAGCUCUCGGCUCUUUCAGUAUUAAAAUACCAUCAACGGGGGGGCCAAACAAUUUGAGGGGUGGCGAGUCCUUUAAUGCACAAGGCUUCAAGUUCAUGUUAGUAAGACUUUUUGCUUCGCAAAUAUUUCCCUAGUAUUCAAAGACACUUCUUGAAAUUUUAAGGCGUGAAAUGUGCGAAAGUAGUAUUUUCAUUUUACACGUUUUCUAGUGCAAUCUGGCACAUGAAGAAAGUGUCUUUUUUUUCUGGGAAGGAGCAAAACAAGCAAUUAUAUCACUAUAUCACAAGAAUAUAUAGUAUUCACCAGGCCUAUAUAAAAUAUUUUAUUACCACAGAAACUAUUUACCAUUAUGCAUAUUUGUACUGCGUAGUCCGAAUUUUUGCAUGGCGAAUAAUAAUGCUUGCUUGUAACUACUGUAAAUAGUAUGGGAAAGUUGUAUUAACUAUCGUAUUUGCAAUAACACUUAUUUUCACCUUAA
Acanthaster planci (crown-of-thorns starfish) is the source of this 4965-nucleotide messenger RNA. Its product is annotated as putative ammonium transporter 2. Gene Ontology annotation, cellular component: plasma membrane. NCBI's taxonomy places the organism in Eukaryota, Metazoa, Echinodermata, Asteroidea, Valvatida, Acanthasteridae. Gene Ontology annotation, biological process: ammonium homeostasis; ammonium transmembrane transport. The record is from RefSeq and is a predicted model, not a curated record. Gene Ontology annotation, molecular function: ammonium channel activity.